ACUGGGCACUAUGCGAAGGCAUAAUUAAGCAUCCGUUCCGGAAAUCCGAAAGUGUCUGCACGGUGGCUCAUUUUUCCUUCGCAACAUCCCAGUUCCCCAGUUUUUGAAGCAACGAUGCUCACGUCAAAAAUUUCGAAAAUCGGUAAAGUGGUAGUAUGUGGCGGCAAGGGUGUUGGAAAAACCGCUAUGUUGGAACAACUCAUCUAUGGCCACGUUACGAUCGACUCGCAGGAGCUGCACAGCACGAUCGAGGAUACAUACGUGGCCAGCGUGGACACUGGGAAAGGAAGCAGAGAUAUGCUGCGCAUUUACGACACUGCUGGGUUGCAGGGAAACGUUCAGCUGCCCCGUCACUAUCUGCUCUUUUCGGAUGCGUUCAUACUGGUGUACGAUCCGAGCGACCCAGCCAGCCUGGACAUGCUGGCCGGAAUUAAAAGUGAUAUCGAUAAGUACAAGGAGAAGAAAGAGAUGAUAAUUAUUGUGAUAGCAAACAUGCACUCCCGUCAAGCGCGCUUGACAAGUGGAGUACCGAUUAACACCCUCUCGACAGGUGGUGGUAGCACACAGCUACACUCGCCAAACGGAAACCACCACCACAGCAAUGGCGGCGCACACAGCAGUCCCCAAAUCAGCAACAACGAUCUAAUUGAAUCCAAUCUCAAUCGGGCCAACAAUUGGUGCGCACGGGAACGCAUCAAGCAUUACACGGUCAAUGCGAUGGAGCGUGCAUCGCUGUACGAACCGUUCAUACAGCUCGCUAUCCGGCUGUAUCCGACCCAAACCAAAAGCUCCUUUCCUCAGCUCAGACAGCUCACGCAAAAAACGUCCAAAGUGGACAACAGCUAGUGUGCGGUUGCAUUUGUGCGGCCGCCCGUACCAGAGCUUUAUUUAUAUUAGUUGGAUAGUGAAUACGAUAUACUUACGCUGCUAAUUGGCUGUUGAGCAUAGUGAAACCAAAAACAUGGAAAAUCUAUCAUGAAUGGAUCGAGUUCCACGGAUCCGUAUGCAUAUCAUGCAAUUAUGUUUCGCAUGAUCGUAUCGUACGGUAUCGAUCGUACUGCAAUAUAAGUAUUUGUUCAUAGCACGGGCUGCUAUAAUAGUAGAUGGUGAUAAGUAGAUGCGGAAAACGCCCCGUAAUUAUUUUACGUUAAAGUUAGUGUAAUAUUUUAUUUAUGUGUAUCAUUUCCAUCCUUGCUUUUACUGCUCUCCCAAGCAAUGGGAUAAACGUUUCCUUUCCGUUGCAAUUUAUUUUAUUUUACUCUGUGAGAAUCAUCUUAAAUCGUACUUAAAAUAUGCAAUUUAGCUUUAGUAAGCAAACAAUCGAAUCGGGUAAAU
Anopheles moucheti is the source of this 1335-nucleotide messenger RNA. RefSeq names its product NF-kappa-B inhibitor-interacting Ras-like protein (gene kappaB-Ras). NCBI's taxonomy places the organism in Eukaryota, Metazoa, Arthropoda, Insecta, Diptera, Culicidae. The transcript has 3 exons. The record is from RefSeq and is a predicted model, not a curated record. Bases 115 to 846 code for a protein of 243 amino acids. Gene Ontology annotation, molecular function: GTPase activity; GTP binding. Gene Ontology annotation, biological process: canonical NF-kappaB signal transduction.